AUGAAAGCCCUCACAGUUCUGGCGGCAAAACUCAGCGACACCGAACUUGAAAAGCUUGCCUACGAUAUGAAGAAAGAACUGCAAUCAACAGAGUACGAUGAAAUGUUGCAGAUCAAAGAAGGCAAACCCCAAAAGGCAGGUCAGGUUGUUCCGGGUACGAUACUUUAUCCCUCAUGGGCGAAGCGAUUAAAAGCCGGGUUCGGUAAGAUGUACGGCUUUAUUCCAGGAACAGAUGAAGAUUGUAUCAAAACGGUUUUAAAUGAGAUACCAACUCAGCGGGCAUUUAUUAAUGUGGGUGUUGCCUAUUACAAGGAAUUCAAAAGAAUGUUGAUGGAUGAUUUAAAAGCUGAGUUCAACUCAUUCACCUACCCUACAUACCUGACAAUGAUUAAUAUGAAAACGAACAGAGAAGUUAAGUACAUCGUCAUUCAUUGUACUGCCACACAGCCAGAAGCCACCGUUGAAAGCAUUCAAAGGUAUUGGAGAGAAAUUAAACGCUGGGGAGAUACUCCGGGGUAUCACUACCUGAUUAAACCCGAUGGUGAAAUUGUAAAGUUACUCGAUGAGAGUAAAAACAGUUAUGGCGUUUACGCGCACAACAACGAAUGUAUUUCCAUUAGCUAUAUCGGUGGAAUAGAUCGCAAAGGAAAACCCUUUGAUACCCGCACACGCAAACAGGAAAGAGCCAUGUUUGAUAAGGUCAUAGAACUCACUGAGCGAUACCCGAAUGCAGAAGUGCUUGGACACCAUGUCUUAAGUCCGGUAACAGCAUCACCGGAGGCUUUAAGGGAUGUAGUGCUUGCUAUGCUGAUUGCUGUAUCAGGUGGUGGUGGAACUUCCACGGGAGAUGCUACUCUGGCAAAUCAGGGAGUGAUUGCUGCCUUUGACAAUUUCAAUAUUACUGCUCCCGCAGGACUUGGUUAUGCUAUGAACGCAAGGCAAAUAGAAAUUUUGUUGGAGCAAUCCGGUUACGCUCAAAAAUCUCAGGCGCAACAC
Messenger RNA from Ostertagia ostertagi, 996 nucleotides. The record is from the annotation of a GenBank genome assembly. NCBI's taxonomy places the organism in Eukaryota, Metazoa, Nematoda, Chromadorea, Rhabditida, Trichostrongylidae.